UUUAAUUUCAUAAACACAACCCCUUUGUAAGUCCCACCUAGCGUCGUCCGGCAUGCUGCGCACCGCCGCUAGACGCAUCAUCUCCCGAUCAAGCGUGUGUUGCCGGCGGUUCUCAAGCGACCUGGAGGCAAAUGCACCGGCAGAUGCUGCAUUUAUAGAAGCAUGGAAGAAGAUUGUUCCCAACAUUGACCCACCAAAAACACCCCUUGCUUUUAUUAAGCCCCGCCCACCAAACCCUUCUUCGAUUCCUUCUAAAUUGACUGUGAAUUUCGUUCUUCCCUAUUCCUCUGAGCUUGCUAGUAAAGAGGUUGAUAUGGUUAUUGUUCCCGCAACAACUGGACAGAUGGGUAUCCUUCCUGGACAUGUACCAACAAUCACAGAGCUGAAACCUGGUCUCAUGUCAGUGCAUGAAGGAAAUGAUGUGAAGAAGUAUUUUAUCAGCAGUGGCUUUGCAUUUGUCCAUGGGAAUUCCUAUGCAGAUAUACUUGCGGUUGAGGCUGUUCCACUCGAUCAGAUCGACUCAAAUCAGGUCCAGAAAGGGUUGGCAGAGUUCACCCAGAAGCUGAGCUCAGCCUCAACUGACUUGGAAAAAGCUGAAGCCCAGAUUGGAGUGGAUGUGCAUAGUGCCCUCAAUUCUGCGCUUUCAGGAUAGUGUGGCAAGUCCUCUAUGCUCCUUUUU
This is a messenger RNA of Daucus carota subsp. sativus, 679 nucleotides long. Its product is annotated as ATP synthase subunit delta', mitochondrial. The transcript has 2 exons. Gene Ontology annotation, molecular function: proton-transporting ATP synthase activity, rotational mechanism. The record is from RefSeq and is a predicted model, not a curated record. NCBI's taxonomy places the organism in Eukaryota, Viridiplantae, Streptophyta, Magnoliopsida, Apiales, Apiaceae. Bases 53 to 652 code for a protein of 199 amino acids. Gene Ontology annotation, biological process: proton motive force-driven ATP synthesis.